UGAUUAACUAACGCCUACACGACGGGCAACCUAUCGCAGUUGCAGAAUGUUUUGAAGCUUCAGGUUAAUCCAGGCGUCUCUCCAGAAAGCUAAUAUUUGCUGGUGCUACUCAGAUUUGGAUAUCCAGUUCUUUCUCUCCCAGAAACAGUUGUCUGUCUGGUCGCUGAAAUGGGGUGUUGCUGGUCGAAGAAAUCAAGGAGAAAAUCUCCUGACAAGGAGCCUGCUCUGUCGGAUAUCGAAGAGGACGUAACCAACAAUAUUACUGCGACCAGCACCGAGGAUAAUGCCACGGCGAUAAGCACCAACAACACUGAAGAGGCACCGAAACAAUAUAGCUGGGACAAGCGACCAAAGGUGGACCCAAAAGAUUUCAUGCUGACCGGCCUCAAGGACGUCACCGUGGGACGCUUGCCUGGCAAGCUGAACGGCCAGCAGUUUGUCAUCCAGGACUGUGAGAACUGCAACAUCUACGUGUUUGACCACUCGGCCACCAUCACCAUUGACGACUGUGUGAACUGCAGGAUCAUGCUGGGACCAGUGAAGGGCAGCGUGUUCUUCAGGGAUUGUAAAGACAUUAAGUGCGUGGUGGCCUGCCAGCAGUUUCGCACCCGCGACUGCAAGAAGAUGGACACCUUCCUGUGCUGUGCCACACAGCCCAUCAUUGAGUCGUCCACGGGCAUGAAGUUCGCCUGCUACCAGUACUACUACCCGGACCUGGCCUUCCACUUCAAGGACGCAGGACUGAGCAUCUUCAAUAACAACUGGAGCAACAUCCACGACUUCACCCCGGUUUCCGGGGAGACCAACUGGAGCUUGCUGUCAGAGGAGGCGGCAGUGCUGGACUAUGUCCCUGUGCCGGACUCCGAAUCAGAGUUUAAGUCCAUUCGGAUACUGGCUGAGGCAUCACGGAGCAUCGUCCCACUGACCAGAGGAGGCAGGCGCAAGGGCAGCGACGAGUCCUGUCUUUUUGUCUUCUUUGCUGGUGACUACACUACUGCCAAUGCCCGGAAACUCAUUGAUGAGGCAAGCACAAAGAACUUUGUGCUGGUCCAAACCAAAGAAGUGUCCAUGCGCCCCGAUGAUGUCCUCAGAGUCUUUGGGGACAGUGCCGAGGGGCUGCUUGACUAUGUUGCCAAGGGUGCAGUUGUUGCUCUGGAGCUAAAUGGGGACGGGGUGGUUGCGGCCUGCCGUACGAUUGCCAACGAGGUCUUCAGUGGCUGCAAGGUGUUUGUCUCUGAAAACAAAGACUCAGCGUCCAGAGACGUGGACAACUUUUUCAACUUUGCUGACAUGCAAAUGGGGUUGUGAGGACGAGGGGAAAAAAAUAACAGCACCUGAAUAUGGAUGUAGUUUUUUUGUUUGUUUUUGUUUUACAUAUUUUUUUAUGUCCGUCCUCUUUUUACCGUCAGUAUUGUGAACUGAGUGACUUGCAGUCCACUUCAGUUCGCAACGAUCAUCAAGCUCACUAGGUACCUUUUUGCAAAUCAGACUAUUUAUUGAAUGUUUCAGAAUGACGCUGUUAACGCCUUGUGCACUGAAUUCACGCCACGCUGUACAUGAUCACUGACAUCUUUUCCGUGCAAAAGCAUCCCCUGUCGUAGCGAGCAGAGAUCAGCACACCGGACAAUCAGAUUUUUAGCUUGUUGUGCUGAAUGUGUUUUCAUCUGGGUUUUUUUUAGGGAUUUAAUUUAUAGUCAUCUCGUGAAAUAAGACAAAAGAAAUUAAUUUUACAUCAAUGAAAGAUUUUGUAAGAUUUUUCUAUAGCUCACUGCUUAUAAUGUAUAUAGUUGUUGAAAAUGAAAAAAAUGUUGUGUAA
Engraulis encrasicolus (European anchovy) is the source of this 1816-nucleotide messenger RNA. RefSeq names its product RP2 activator of ARL3 GTPase (gene rp2). Gene Ontology annotation, molecular function: GTPase activator activity. Gene Ontology annotation, cellular component: cilium; periciliary membrane compartment. The transcript is spliced from 5 exons. Gene Ontology annotation, biological process: post-Golgi vesicle-mediated transport. Lineage: Eukaryota; Metazoa; Chordata; Actinopteri; Clupeiformes; Engraulidae. The record is from RefSeq and is a predicted model, not a curated record. Bases 169 to 1308 code for a protein of 379 amino acids.